UCCGGUCGGCUGCGGGGUAAACUCCAACCUCGGCGGGGCUCAAGCUCGUCCCAUUGUCACAAGAGCCUUGCAGCUUAAUCAGGCAAGUGUCGUCAGAACCCGGAACGCAGGGCGUAGGGCGUAUUUAGUGAACCUGGACCCACAUCAGCUUGCGUCGACUCCAUCGCGUGUUUUCGAACUUUCUUCUUCAUCCGGUCACGCAUCAGUUACCCCUCAUAGGCCACAGCACAAGGUUCCAACCUACAAGUCGACUAUCAAGGCAACAUGUCGACAGAUACGAUGAAAGCUGUGGUGUUCCGAGGACCGGGUAAGAUCACUAUCGAGGAUCGACCAAUUCCUAGAAUCAAGGAUGACGGCGAUAUCAUUGUCAAAGUGGACAAGACAGCACUAUGUGGCAGUGAAUUGCACGUCUUCCGAGGCCAUCAGCCAUCUGGGACCGACUUCAUCAUGGGUCACGAAUUCACCGGACACGUUCAUGAGCUCGGUUCGUCAGUCAAGUCUGUCAAAGUGGGCGACCGAGUCGUUUCGCCAUUUACAACGUCCUGUGGAGAGUGCUUCUACUGCCAGCACGGAUUCUCCUCACGAUGCACCAAGUCCCUGCUCUUUGGCUCAACCGUCUUGGAUGGCGCACAGGCACAAUAUGUCCGUGUACCAACAGCAGAUGCCACCGUCAUGAAAGCACCUCCUAACAUCAAGGAUGAAGCCCUGGUUCUUAUGGCUGAUAUCUUCCCCACCGGCAUGUUUGCAGCCAAGAACGGCUUCAAGCACUCCACCCCCGAAGAGAUCAAGGACAGCGUUGUGGUCCUCAUCGGCUGUGGUCCAGUAGCUCUCUGUGCCCUCUGCAACAUCACAGACUACAAACCGAAGCACAUCCUCGCUGUCGACUCUGUGCCUUCACGUCUCGAGCUUGCCAAAUCUCUCGGCGCUGAACCUUGGAACUUCCAGACUGACCGCGAGGGUCUGAACAAGCGUGUCAAGGAGCUCACCGAUGGACGAGGCGCGGACAUAGUCAUCGAAGUGGUUGGUCUUUCACCAGCGUUGAGGAUGGGCUUCGAGCUGCUGAGACCUUGGGGUGUCAUCUCGAGUGUGGGUGUUCACAAUGGCGAGAUCCCGUGGACGGGCAAUGAGGCGUACGGCAAGAAUUUGAGGGUGCAAAUGGGACGUUGUCCCGUCAGGACACUUUUUGCCGAAGCGCUUGAGAGUCUGGAGAGACACCAGGACAAGCUUGGAUUCAUGGCUGACAAGAUCAUGCCAUUGAGCGAAGCUGUCGAAGGCUAUGAUAUCUUCGACAAGAUGAAGGUACAAAAGGUCGUCUUCGAGGCACAAAAGUGAUUGGAUCGAUAG
Molecule: messenger RNA, 1344 nt
Organism: Macroventuria anomochaeta
Lineage: Eukaryota; Fungi; Ascomycota; Dothideomycetes; Pleosporales; Didymellaceae
Product: GroES-like protein
Exons: 4
Coding region: 265-1332 (355 amino acids)
Molecular function (GO): oxidoreductase activity; zinc ion binding
Source: RefSeq, a predicted model, not a curated record